Molecule: messenger RNA, 7173 nt
Organism: Fukomys damarensis (Damara mole-rat)
Lineage: Eukaryota; Metazoa; Chordata; Mammalia; Rodentia; Bathyergidae
Gene: Gna14
Product: G protein subunit alpha 14
Exons: 6
Coding region: 3682-4785 (367 amino acids)
Biological process (GO): action potential; adenylate cyclase-modulating G protein-coupled receptor signaling pathway; phospholipase C-activating dopamine receptor signaling pathway
Cellular component (GO): heterotrimeric G-protein complex
Molecular function (GO): guanyl nucleotide binding; GTPase activity; G protein-coupled receptor binding
Source: RefSeq, a predicted model, not a curated record
CCUUUCCAUCUGAGCAUGUUUUUCCCUCUUCCCAAUAUCUGUAACCAGUUAUGCUCCUUGUUUACCCUUUGGGUUUCUCAUGAGAGAGAAACAGUGCAAUAUUUAAACGUGUAUGUUCGAUUUAUUUAACUGGAGAUCAUGGUCUCAAGGUGCAUCCGUUUUCCAAGCAGAUCCAUUUUAUUCAUCUGCUUCCUGGACAUCACUUGAAUGUUGGCUGCCUCCCACUCAGCGUGCGCUCUCCCUAACUCGUGACAUUUCCCCCAGGCCUGAUCCUCUUCUGACUUUUUGUCUGCUCUCCAUGAAAUGAAGAAGCCAGUUUUAAAUGUCGCAAAACCUCCCCUGUGGCAUGAGGGGCCCCUGGCUCUUAGAAUUUGUGCAUGGUUGAGGCAGCUGGACUACUGCCCUUCAAAAUGUCUCUGCUGUUGUGUGCGAGAUCCUCGGCUAUGCCAGAGAGAGGUGGCCGUAACCUUCUACGCUUACAAUGCACAGACACGGCUAACAGUGUACAAAAGUCAUCCACUCGUAUUCCAUUUAGCAAGGUAAUAGGUCACCUUCUCCCUCAUUCCUCCCUGCCUUCCUAAUGUUUGUCCUUCGACACUGGAGCCUUGGCUGUGCCACUCUCUCUACCAGCCACCCUCAUACCAGCUCAUUACUGAACAGGCACUUGCCAGGCUGUCCUUGCUCAGCAGUGACAAAACAAGUUUGCUGACUGAGGAACCUUUCCACGUGGAAAUUAAAGAGACAUUAAUGGACAGUGGAGAAAUAAAGGACAUUAGCGGAACAAAGGGCAGACUUCGGAAAAGUCUGGAGGUUAGGUGAUAACGUAUCAAUGUGAAUUCCUGAUUUUGACCAUUAUACUGCAGUUAUGCUAGAGAAAAUCAUACUGCAGUAUUUAGAGAUGAGGAGGGAAAGUGUCUACAGCUUACUCUCAAAUAAUGAGAAAAAAGACCCAUGGGUGUGGUGGCACGUGUAUGUGUUUAAAUCUACGGGAGCCGGAGGGUUAGGGUAUAAGUAAAACAAGGUAGUAAGUUGCAAACAUUUGACCAAUCUUGAAAGAAAGGCAUAGAGGAAGUCUUUGAACCAUUUCCCUCACAUUUUUUACGUCAUCAGUUAUUUCAAAAUAUGAGGUUAAAAUUAAAAAAAGAUCUUGAUGGGCAGGAAACCAGGCAGAGGAAGCCAGUGUCAGAGAAGAAUCCUCUGAACUUGGACUACGUCUCACUUCUUGAGUACAGUCUGUUUCACAUUCAAGUCCUGUUGGGUUUCCCAAGAGCCUCAGCUCUCCUCUUCCUCUCAGCAAGAUUCUCCCCAAAUCUCUCACCUGGCUGACACACUAUGUCUUCCUCUUCUGGCUGAGCUCCCCUGGCUCAGGUCCAUGCCCUGGUAGCCUGCAUUCCUCUUUGCCAUCUCCCUGGGAUCUGCUUUUUCACUUUACUAGCUCUCUUCUGGCUGCCUCAGUUGCUCUCAAACAGGAACAGAUGGCUUCUUUCCAACCUCUAGCCUCUAAAUUUAAAAUACCUGUCUUCCUGUAUCUUCAAGAUAACUCAGGAAAUGUCAUGAGAACAAAGCCAAAGUUCAGUUUCUCUACUGCAGCACCUAUCAGUCAGGAUAUGUGUAAUAAGUUAUGCUGUGGUAACAAAUUGCCCCUCAAGUUUAGCUCUCUUAAAUCAUUGCUGAUGAAAACGAACAACUGUUCUCCCAUGUGCCCCGUGUUAGGAUGUCUGUGCUCAUGGCAGUCACUUGGAAACCCAGUGACAGAGGCUUUGUCUUGUCUCCUGCUUCUGCCAUCAUCACGGUAGAUGAAGAGAAAUGUGGUGAAUUAUUCACUGGCUCUUUCAAGUUCCUCCCUCAAAGGGAUGAGAGUUACUUCUACUCAUUUCGUUUCAUUCAUGAAGUACAGUCCUUGUGUUUGGGACACAGAGAGGUGCAAGUAUAUUUGCAACAUCCCUGAUGAUUGUCACAGCACUAGUUCUUGGCAGCUGAGCUGAAUUUAACAGUUAACUUCAGGAGAACUGCUCAAGAGGCUUGUGACAGGAGAAGUAAGGGUGCUGAUUGCCACUGUGGGCAGAGUAGACAGAGCCUCCUUUGGGAGACCCCCUCCCACCCCUUCCUGCCCUCCUUGACACUUAUGCAGGCCUUUGUCACCCUGCCCUAGUAGGAUGCCCUGUGGCUGUGACUUUUGUUAGAUAGGUACAUCCUGUAUGCACCAUUAAUACUUAUGGAAAUGCACACACCUACAGAGGACAACUGCCCUAGGUUCUGGGCUAUAAGGACAAGCGUGACAUUGACUUUGUUCUCAUGGCAUUUCCUGAGUUAUCUUGAAGACACAGGAAGACAUGUGUUUUAAAUUCAGAGGCUAGAGCUUGGAAAGAAGCCAUCUGAUUCUGUUUGGCAGUAACUGAGGAAGCUAGAGGAGAGAAGGUAGGAGACAGUGCUUCUGCUCAGACAUACUCUUUUCAGGACUGUCGUUCGUUGUCCUGGCUGGCCAGAAAAGACAGGUGGUGGUGGAUCAGAUACUGAAGUUUAGAGGCUAUUGAUAUAUAUAUGUCUCAUGUUUGCAAACAAUUAUUUAUCAGGCAUCUGCUAUAACCAUAAGGCAAAUCAUACUCACAUGUGAGUAACAGUUUGUAGUUUAUGCUUCAUGUUGUCCUAAAAAUCACUGGCUCGCUUUGCAAACAAGGACACCGAGACAGGUGACUUGUCCGGGACCUUAUGAAUCGCAGCUGUACGGCUUGGAACUCCGGUUCCCGGUUACUCAUCCCGGGCAUUUCCCACUAACCCAUAUUGCCUAAUGAUCCCACAGUCCCAGGGAAGAUUUUAUUCACUUUUGUGAUGAAUGUGGGGGCAACCUUAUGUUGUUCCAAGUGAACCUGUAGGGUCCUCUCUCUCCAGUUGGAUGAUUAUGAGGAUUAACAGUGCAACAUAAAAGGAAUUGUUCUAGAGGGUACUGUGAACAUGCAUGGAGCUCCCAACUACCAAAGGCAUACUCUGCUGACUGACUUCUGCCAGUAAAUAGCCGGCUCUGCAUGAUGUAACCACAAUGAGAUGCGGAAAGAUGAGAGAGGGCAGAAGAUUCCUGGGGUCCUCUCUUUCUCCCUGAGAUUCUCUUGUCUGCCACAGCUUAAGGCUGAGGAAGGCAGGCUGAGUCUCUGGAGCCACAACAUGGAAAUGUGGGUGCAAGUCAACCAUAUCAUUUCCAUUUUUCAAGGUUCUGAAAGACUUCCAGUCUUAUACUGGCCUUCCAUUGAUUAAAUAAGAUAAUGCGUGUAGAGCCCUUGGCACAUAGUAAGUAGCCAAUAAAUAAAUGGUAACUGUUCUAGUAGUAAUAGUGAUCUUUGUUACUUAUGUUAGUAUUUUAUUUUUAAAAUGAUCUUUAAAUUAUUGCAAUAAUAGAACAAUAUUAUUAGAGCAACAGUGACUUAAUGAUCAUGGUAAUAACAACAACUAUGCUAUGCCAAUUAGUGGUGUGAGGGGGGAACAGAACAGGAACGUUGAGUCCAGGGGAGAGAAUUUUAUGAAUGAGGCCUGGGAGGAAAAAGCAGUCCGUAUAGGAACUCUGUACUUUCCACUUGAUUUUUCUGUGAAUGUAAAACUGCUCUACAAAAUAAAACGUAUUUAAUUUUCUUAAAUAAGAAUGCAGAUGGAUGGACAGUUGGUAUUACUGUUUUUUGAUUCUCAGAGACAAUGCACCCCCUUAUUGCUUGUUCCUGGGUGGAUCUACUGCCACCACCUAACCUCUGGUACGUCGUGCGCAUGUUUUUCAGCUGCUGGCUCUGCAGAUACUCAAGCGAGCACCAUGCUAAUGAGGAAGUAAAGUUUGCCAUGGGACAGUCGCCCACUGUUUUCUCUGCUCACCGUGGGUGUUACGGCUGCACUGCUGGCUGCCGGUUGCAGGGCUCAGGUUCACUCCACGGAGCUGAACUGAACUCACUGUGGCUGCAGUGGGGUGGCUUGGCUGGACAUAGCCCUCCAGGUCAUCUGGCGUGUGCCCACCGCCCAACUCGUGAGACCCCCAACCCACAGAUCAGCGAAAAUGCCCAGGUGAUCCGAGAAGUAGAAGUUGACAAGGUCUCCAUGCUCUCCAGGGACCAGGUGGAGGCCAUCAAGCAGCUCUGGCAGGAUCCAGGAAUCCAGGAGUGUUAUGACAGGAGGAGAGAGUACCAGCUGUCAGACUCUGCCAAAUAUUACCUGACUGACAUUGACCGGAUUGCCAUGCCGUCAUUUGUACCCACACAGCAAGAUGUGCUUCGCGUCCGAGUGCCCACCACGGGCAUCAUCGAGUACCCAUUUAACUUGGAGGACAUCAUUUUUCGGAUGGUGGAUGUUGGUGGCCAGCGAUCUGAAAGACGGAAAUGGAUUCAUUGCUUUGAGAGUGUCACCUCCAUCAUUUUCUUGGUUGCUCUGAGCGAAUAUGACCAGGUCCUGGCUGAAUGUGACAAUGAGAAUCGCAUGGAAGAGAGCAAAGCCCUGUUUAAAACCAUCAUCACCUACCCCUGGUUUCUGAACUCGUCUGUGAUUUUGUUCUUAAAUAAGAAGGAUCUUUUGGAAGAGAAAAUCAUGUAUUCUCAUCUGAUUAGCUAUUUUCCAGAAUACAAAGGACCAAAGCAGGAUGUAAAAGCUGCCAGAGACUUUAUCCUGAAACUUUAUCAAGACCAGAAUCCUGACAAAGAGAAAGUCAUCUAUUCCCACUUUACGUGUGCUACAGAUACGGAGAAUAUCCGUUUUGUGUUUGCUGCUGUCAAAGACACAAUUCUACAGCUAAAUCUAAGGGAAUUCAACUUAGUUUAAAAGCUACUGCCCACCCAUUCCCAUAACAGAAGACAUGAUGAGCAAGACUUACUGGGGCCGGACCCUGUGCCGGGCGCCACAGACUUUGUGCAGACCACUGGGACAGCGGGGGGUAAGGACCUUGGAACAUGUUAGUUUACAAAGCCUUUUAAGUCUUAAUUCCCAAGUUGUUUUUAUAGUUGUCUCUUGGCUGUAAGAUUUUGUGUUAAUUUUAAAAUUUGGUAUUUCACAGAAUUUUCAAGUCUUUCUGUUUAAAAAAUUAAGUGAUAGCCAUUAAAAAUCACUUAAUAGAGGGGUCUGCUAAUUUAUAGAUGCCUUCAGACCUCUAAGAUUCAUUUUUUAAAGAUGUUAAUGGGGUUGACACAUUAAAUCUUAUAAUUAGAUACAUUACUAAUUUCUACUGUUUCUCUCUUUUCCUGCUGAAGUAUGCUCCUUUAACAUGGCACCAGUUUUUUUUAAUAGUUGGCCCAUUUUGUAUGCCAAUUUCCUAGGCCAAAUUAUUGAAUAUACUGGGCACAGUACUUUUAGUUGACAUAAUUAGGCCACUGUGAAGCCAAAGUUGACAUAUGGUAAAUGUGCUUUAGAUAGCAGGUGUGGUGUACUGGUGAAAAAAACACGUGUAUGUAUAUAUCCUAACGCAUAUGGCUAUGUCUUAUAAACUUACAAAAUGGCUAAAAGUGAAACAUUGAUUAGCAAAUGUUAUGUAACCCCUACCAAAGUUCUGAUGCUUACCAAAGAAUGCUAUGUUUGAACUAUGUAUGCUAUACCUUUCUCAGAAGACUAAGAAUAUACCAUUCUGCCACUAGCACUGAUUAUGUUGUGUUUCUUAAAGCACAAGGCUGAUGGGUCUGCUCUGAAAGAGAAAAGUGCUGUAAAUGUGAUAGUAAUCCAGAAACAUCCUGAAGUCUUCUCCUUUUGAAGUAAGUCUGUAGUCAUCACGUUAUGUUGGAGUUUCCUUAGCAACUGGUUCAGUGAAGCAGACGCAGAAUCCUCUGGGAAGUACAAAGUGCUUCAAACUAAAGACCCAUGAUGAUUUUGUUUCUGAUUGUUAUUUGAAGGUGCACAAGGAAGCACCGCAUGUAGGGAUUUAAGGUAUGCUAUUAGCUAUCCUAGACCGGGGGCCCCUAACCCCUGGGCUGCAGACUGGUACUGGUGCUGGUUUGUGGCAUGUUAGGAACGGAAUGCACAGUGGAGGAGCAGUGAGGGACGCUCCCUCUGUACUCAAAGGUGCUCUCACUGCUCCGUUACCACCUGACUCGGUCUCCUGUCAUCACUACAGCCGCACAGGAGCUGAAUCCUACUGUGAGCUGCACUUGGGAGGGAUCCAGAUGGAAUGAUCUGUAUGAGAAUCUAAUGUAAUAACAGAAUUAAAAUGCACAAUAACGGUAAUGCACUUGAAUCAUCCCCAAACCACUGUUAUUUCCUACCUGUGGGAAAACUGUCUUCCAUGAAACCAGUCCUAGUACCAACAAGGUCAGGGACUGCUAGUUUAGAUGGUCUCCAACUUAAAAUGGUUGGACAGCAUGAUUGUACGAGAGUGAUAUACGGUCAGUAGAAAUCAUACUUUGAAUUCGGAUCUUUUCUCAGGCUAACAAUAGUGUCAAUCUGAUACUGUCCAACGAUGAUGGGGAGCAGCUGAAACCAACAUAUUCUGGUCAGUCAUGUGCUCCUUGUGGGAAAUAAGUCUUAGCAACACAGUGCACUGUGGAAUAAGGCUUAUUUCCCAGAUUCUGUAGAUUAGGUGCAUAUAUUUUCAACUGACCAUGAGUUUAUCAGAGGUUGAGAAGCGUCUAUACAAAAUGUAUCCCAACUAUAUACAUGAUAAAACAGUAUUCUUACAGCGGUCCUACGCCUUCUUUCAGCCAGUAAUUAGACUGUCAAGUUCUCAUUCUUUUGGAACAAUUCUUAAUGUAAAGCCAUUAAAGAAGAGCAUCAGUGCCAGAAAAGAUUGAAAUUCCUUUACAAUAACAAUACUAAACCUUAAAAACCAAUCCUCACUCUAGAUGAAGAACUUGACAAACAAGAUGUUAAAGUCUAUCUGAAAUAGUGAAGGUCCAGGAAUAGCCAAAACAUUUCAGCACAAGACAACAGAGAGAUAGGGAAGUUGCUCUUCAAGAUAGUAAAAAAAUAUCAUCAGAGAGACAACACCCCUUGUUCUCUCUUCCAUACAAACUAGGAUAAAAAUUAUGAACUGAGUCUCUCUGACCAAUUAAAAUGAAAAGGUUUCAACAGAAUCAGCAAUCAAGGAAACGAAACAAUGUGGGCUCUUUUUUUAUUUCAAGUAUUUUCUAGCACUGAGUUGUUAAUUUAUUUUUGGCUGACAAAACAUACAAGAAAAUGAUGGCUUUCAAUCAGUUACAGGAAGUGUAUGCAAUAAAUCAUUUAAGG